CACAACAAAACACAUAAACUUCGAAGUUACCUGCAAAUUAUUCCAUCAUGUCAGCCAUGUCUUCCCUUCUCCUUUUCCUUCUAUGCCUCACUGUUUACCCAUGCAAUGCUCGCCGACUCGGUAUCAUAGAGAAGAAAUCCAGCAGACAAGUCCACCUUCAUGGUCAGGAUUUGGAGAAGGCUAUAGUUGAAACCUUAGUUCCAGUGAAGGUGAAGCUUGCCAUGUUUGAGGAAGUCCAAGAGCGUAGACAAGGGCUCUCUGGUGCAAAAAUUCAAAAGCUAAAGGAUACAAAGGCUCUUCCUAAGGGAGUGGAAGAAAGAAGAGGAAAAAUAUCAGGAACUCAGAUUCUAAUGCCUUCUGAUGUGGGUCUGCGACAGGCAACUAAAAAAGAGGGAUCCGAGAGGCGAGUACUUUCGUUGGUAGGGUCUACAGUCCAUCUUAGCCAAGAGAGAGUAAAUUCUAAGGAAAAUUAUAUCAAGGAAGAUGCAGUUUUCAUGGAUUAUGCAAAUCCUCGCCGAAAACCACCCAUCCACAACAUAUCUCCCUAGAUGAAGAAACAAUAUUUCUCAAUAACAUUGCAUGUAAUAUGAUUUUAUC
Macadamia integrifolia is the source of this 597-nucleotide messenger RNA. RefSeq lists its product as uncharacterized. Lineage: Eukaryota; Viridiplantae; Streptophyta; Magnoliopsida; Proteales; Proteaceae. The coding region runs from base 48 to 548 and encodes 166 amino acids. The record is from RefSeq and is a predicted model, not a curated record. The transcript is spliced from 4 exons.